Molecule: messenger RNA, 480 nt
Organism: Macrosiphum euphorbiae (potato aphid)
Lineage: Eukaryota; Metazoa; Arthropoda; Insecta; Hemiptera; Aphididae
Source: the annotation of a GenBank genome assembly
AUGGCUGAUGACAUAAAAAAGCGUAAACGAUUAUCAGGUUCGCAAUAUUUAAAGAAAAGACUAGCACGGGAGAAAGAUUUAGUUAAACAAAAAGGUAGUUUACUGAAAUUUUGUCAACAAAAUAGUCAAGCAAAUGUUAUUAAUGAUAAUGAUACUGAUGACAGUGAAGAAAAUAGUGGAAAUAAAAAUAUUGAAGAUCUAAGUAUGGGCGAAGUUGACAAUAAAAAAAAAGAACAUGACAAUGAAAGUAAAGAAGAGAUUAAUAUAACUGAAAAGAAUAGUGCCAAUUUAAAUAUUAAAGAUAUACAUGAUAUAAGCAGCAGAAAAGCUGAUUUUGACUCUGAAAAUGAAAACAAGAAAGAGAUUGCUAUAAGUAUUAUAAGUGAAGAAAAUAUUGAAAAUAAAAAAUCUUGUAAUUAUUACAAAAAUAUCGUAGUGAUGAAAAUUUUGAAAAAAUACUUACACAAGCAAGUUACUUAG